This is a messenger RNA of Oncorhynchus masou masou (cherry salmon), 2349 nucleotides long. RefSeq lists its product as uncharacterized. The coding region runs from base 124 to 2349 and encodes 741 amino acids. The transcript is spliced from 3 exons. Lineage: Eukaryota; Metazoa; Chordata; Actinopteri; Salmoniformes; Salmonidae. The record is from RefSeq and is a predicted model, not a curated record.
GUCUAACGUUCUGGAAUGAAAGCUCGGCUUGGGUGUGUUGGAAUUCCACAGCUAGCCUAGCUAGUAGUCUCACGUUUCCGUGUGUCUUCGCUGGCUGUCAGAGGAUGCCACAGCAGCCCUACUAUGGCUCAGACCCAGGAAGCUCUUGAGGACUCAGAGGGACUGCAGAACACAGAGGGAUUACAAUUAGAGGUGGAGGAGGGGGAUUUGGGACCCGGCGACCCCCAAGACUGGAGCCAGGACGAGGCGAGGAAGUGGAGCGGAGGUGGGAGUGACAUCCCCUCGUCGGAGGAGUACUUUGACUCGUGUUCAUGGAACAGUGACACGUUGUGUGACACGCUGUCGGACCUGAGCGCGGACUGCAGCGAGGACUCUCUGUCUGCCACACUGGGGGUGGAGGACGUACACACGGGAUGGAAGAACAACAGCCACCACACCGCUGGGCACUGCAGAGCCAGACACACAGCAGAGAGGAGCCAGCACAACCACAGCACAGAGAACACAGAGACUCACGUAUGCAGACGCAGCACAGAGAAACAGCCCAGCACAGAGAAACAGCCCAGCACAGAUACAGCACAGAGUCAGCCUUGCAACACAGAGAUAACAAACACAUACAUGAACACAGAAAAAUACAGCGUCGAGAUUCAUAACCAACAACACAGCACAGAGAAACUCACAGAGAAGAAGCAACACAAACACAGCACAGAGGCAGAACCCCAGCGUAGCACAGAGAAACACAGCACAGAGACAGAACCCCAGCGUAGCACAGAGAAACACAGCACAGUGGUUCAUGUCACUCAAAUCAACGGUCAUCAGAAAACACUAAUACACCAGACAGAGUCCCACAGACAAAAUUGCCCAGCCGGACACCAGCUCGACAUCUCACAAAGCACAGAAACGUUUACACAGAGAAACAGCACAGAGACACAAACGCAGAGCAGCACAGAGAAAUGGUGCACAGCGUUAGCCAACACAGGUAAAACAGGGAAAGAGAGCACAGGGUUAGCCAACACAGGUAGAACAGGGAAAGAGAGCACAGGGUUAGCCAACACAGGUAGAACAGGGAAAGAGAGCCCAGGGUUAGCCAACACAGGUAGAACAGGGAAAGAGAGCACAGGGUUAGCCAACACAGGUAGAACAGGGAAAGAGAGCACAGGGUUAGCCAACACAGGUAGAACAGGGAAAGAGAGCACAGGGUUAGCCAACACAGGUAGAACAGGGAAAGAGAGCACAGGGUUAGCCAACACAGGUAGAACAGGGAAAGAGAGCCCAGGGUUACCCAACACAGGUAGAACAGGGAAAGAGAGCACAGGGUUACCCAACACAGGUAGAACAGGGAAAGAGAGCACAGGGUUAGCCAACACAGGUAGAACAGGGAAAGAGAGCCCAGGGUUACCCAACACAGGUAGAACAGGGAAAGAGAGCACAGGGUUACCCAACACAGGUAGAACAGGGAAAGAGAGCACAGGGUUAGCCAACACAGGUAGAACAGGGAAAGAGAGCCCAGGGUUACCCAACACAGGUAGAACAGGGAAAGAGAGCACAGGGUUAGCCAACACAGGUAGAACAGGGAAAGAGAGCACAGGGUUAGCCAACACAGGUAGAACAGGGAAAGAGAGCCCAGGGUUACCCAACACAGGUAGAACAGGGAAAGAGAGCACAGGGUUACCCAACACAGGUAGAACAGGGAAAGAGAGCACAGGGUUAGCCAACACAGGGAUAUGUAAUCAACAUAGCAUGGAUAUACAACAUAUAUAUCUGCUGUCCACUCUGCACAGUGUAGAGAAACAUAAUUCACAAAUACACAGCAGUCACCUGGAGCAGGUAAGCCUUGCCAGCCAGAAUAAGUGUAGUACCAACAGACAGGUGAAACACAACCAGCACAUUGUAGAGACACACUGCAUAGACACACACAACGCAACAGAGACACACUGCAUAGACACACACAACGCAACAGAGACACACUGCAUAGACACACACAACGCAACAGAGACACACUGCAUAGACACACACAACGCAACAGAGACACACUGCAUAGACACACACAACACAACAAAGACACACUGCAUAGACACACACAACACAGCCAAACCAGACACACACCGCAGACUCACACACAAAACAGCCAAAUCAGACACAUACUGUGAAAUUAUUGCAGAGCCCAGUACAGAAACACACACCACAGACACAAUCUGUAUGGACACACAACGCACAGAGAGGAGUAGGCCACCCACCACAGAGGCAGAGAGGAGUAGUCCACCCACCACAGAGAGGAGGAGUCCACCCACCACAGAGAGGAGAAGAGCACAAGGUGUGUGUCACAACCAGAAACUCAGCAGAGCCACCUGA